Messenger RNA from Theobroma umbraticum, 1226 nucleotides. RefSeq names its product 20S proteasome alpha subunit F2 (gene PAF2). The record is from RefSeq and is a predicted model, not a curated record. Gene Ontology annotation, cellular component: proteasome core complex; proteasome core complex, alpha-subunit complex. Gene Ontology annotation, biological process: ubiquitin-dependent protein catabolic process. Lineage: Eukaryota; Viridiplantae; Streptophyta; Magnoliopsida; Malvales; Malvaceae.
UUGUUUUUUUCUGGGGGUGUUUUCUUUUCUCUCUCUGUCUUGAAGAAGAAGAAAAGAAGAAAAACCCUCUUAAAUACUUCACUCCAGGGAGAAGGAAAAGCAAGAUUUUUCAGUCCAAGGAAACCAGCAAUUGGAACCGUGCCGUAGUGGAAAAUGUUUAGGAACCAGUACGAUACCGAUGUGACGACAUGGAGCCCUGCAGGGCGGUUGUUCCAAGUGGAGUACGCGAUGGAGGCUGUGAAGCAGGGUUCGGCGGCGAUCGGUCUCCGAUCCAAGACCCAUGUGGUCUUGGGUUGCGUCAACAAGGCUAACUCCGAGUUGUCUUCUCACCAGAAGAAGAUCUUCAAAGUCGACGACCACAUCGGCGUCGCGAUCGCCGGUCUCACUGCCGACGGACGCGUCCUAUCUCGGUAUAUGCGAAACGAGUGUAUCAACUACAGCUUCACGUACGAGUCGCCGCUUCCAGUGGGGAGACUCGUCGUCCAGCUCGCCGAUAAAGCCCAGGUGUGCACCCAACGCUCUUGGAAACGACCUUAUGGUGUUGGCCUGUUGGUGGCUGGCUUGGAUGAAUCUGGUGCUCAUCUCUACUACAACUGCCCAAGUGGAAAUUACUUUGAGUACCAAGCUUUUGCGAUUGGAUCCCGCUCACAAGCUGCAAAGACAUACUUGGAACGCAGGUUUGAGAACUUUAAGGAUUCCUCACGGGAUGAUCUGGUCAAGGAUGCUCUUAUGGCAAUAAGGGAGACCUUGCAAGGAGAAACUUUCAAAAGCUCAAUAUGUACAGUUGCUGUGGUAGGGGUUGGGGAGCCAUUCCAUAUUUUGGAUCAGAAUACUGUACAACAAAUGAUUGAUGCCUUUGACAUUGUGGGAGAGCAAGAAGACCCUGCUGCCGAACCUGAUGCUGCUGCAGGACAGGAGGCUGCAGCUGAGCCAAGUGCUGCUGCUGAUCAGGGCGGUUCUACUGAUGAAGGUGUGGCCCCAAUGGAUAUUUGACGAUGAAAGAAUCAACGUUCCAUCCUUCUUUUUAGAUGACGUUUUCUAGCAUGUGUUUGCAGAUUUGAGUUAGGCAAUGGUAGACAUUAUUGUGUUGGAUGUUUUUUCCUACUUUAUUAUGCAAAUUAUCUUUACCCUUGGUGCAAAGAUGCAAUGCUACCCUGAACUGAAACUUAAAACUACAUUUACAUUUAUACUCAAGAUCCAGUCAUUGAAGUUGUUGACUUAUUUAA